CCCGGGGCGCGGGCCGACACCCCCGCCAACUGCACCUUCGCCGACCUGCAGGGCACCUGGCUCUUCCAGGUGGGCAGGGGGCGCGGCGCCGGGGGCCGGCACAUCAACUGCUCCCAGCUCGGACCCGUGGAAAAGAAAGUGGUUGUGAGUCUUCAGAAGCUGGAUGUGGCCCAGGAUGACUUAGGCAACCCUGGCUUCUUCACGAUCAUUUACAAUCAAGGGUUUGAAGUUGUAAUUAAUGACUAUAAGUGGUUUGCAUUUUUUAAGUACACAAAAGAAGGCUCAAAUGUAACCAGUUACUGCCAUGAGACCCUUCCAGGAUGGGUGCAUGAUGUACUUGGCCGUAACUGGGCAUGCUUCCUUGGACAAAAAGUGUCUCCUUCUCCCUCCAGCAUUCGUAUACACCAGUUGCCUCUCCAGAAACCAAAGGAAAGGUUUUCAAGCAGACCUUAUUUGCACAACCGUGACUUUGUGAAUACUAUCAACACUGUUCAGAAAUCCUGGACUGCAGCAGCCUACAAGGAAUAUGAAACUCUGACUCUGGAAGAACUGACUAAAAGAGCUGGAGGCCUCCACUCCAGAGCCCCUAGACCAAGGCCAGCACCGCUAACACCUGAAAUACUUAAACAAGCUUCAAGUUUGCCAGAAUCCUGGGACUGGAGAAAUGUUAAUGGUGUCAACUACGUCAGUCCUGUGCGAAAUCAAGCAUCAUGUGGCAGCUGCUAUUCCUUUGCUUCCAUGGGCAUGUUGGAGGCAAGAAUUCGCAUCCUAACCAACAAUUCCCAGACACCAGUUUUUAGUACCCAGCAAAUAGUGUCCUGUAGCCAGUAUUCUCAAGGUUGUGGUGGUGGCUUCCCAUACCUCAUCGCUGGAAAAUAUGUCCAAGACUUUGGUGUGGUGGAGGAGGAUUGUUUCCCUUACACAGGCUCAGAUUCUCCAUGCGUUUACAAGCGGAACUGUUAUCACCACUAUGUGUCUGAAUACAGCUAUGUUGGAGGCUUUUAUGGUGGCUGCAAUGAGGCCUUGAUGAAGCUCGAACUAAUUAAAAAUGGGCCUAUGGCUGUUGCUUUUGAGGUUUAUAAUGACUUCAUGUACUAUAAAGAAGGGAUUUACCAUCAUACUCAGCUGCAGGAUGAGUUCAACCCUUUUGAGUUGACCAAUCAUGCUGUCUUGCUUGUGGGCUAUGGCAAAGAUCCAGGUACCGGUGAGAAAUUCUGGAUAGUGAAAAACAGCUGGGGAACUGCCUGGGGUGAAAAUGGUUACUUCAGAAUCCGCAGAGGCACUGAUGAAUGCGCUAUUGAAAGCAUAGCAGUGGCUGCAACUCCUAUUCCAAAAAUGUGAAUGUAAAGCUCUUCUGCCAGGUGCCUCAGUUGAGAAACCAUAAAAACAUAUUGAUUAUGUUUAUGUACUUGGAGAAUUUUACUGCAGUGCUUUCUAUCUUAAAAGAAUGAGCUUUAAUGAGAUUCAGUGGAAUAAAAGUGAGCAGUUUUCACUCACUAUCACUAAGGACACUUGAAAAUACUGCUCUUUGUUUACAA
Gavialis gangeticus (Gharial) is the source of this 1538-nucleotide messenger RNA. It is a transcript of the gene CTSC, whose product is annotated as cathepsin C. NCBI's taxonomy places the organism in Eukaryota, Metazoa, Chordata, Crocodylia, Gavialidae. Gene Ontology annotation, molecular function: cysteine-type endopeptidase activity. Gene Ontology annotation, cellular component: lysosome. The annotation marks the transcript as partial. The transcript has 7 exons. The record is from RefSeq and is a predicted model, not a curated record.